AUGUCUGAUGAAGAGCACCAAGAGAUUACGAGCUACAGCGCAUUACAGGGAAAUGAAGGAGACGUUUUGUCGUCUUCAACCAGCUCCAUCUCUAACAAAUCAACGAUAAAUAAUUCGCCAAUUGAAGAUGGCAAUAAAGUGGAGGCUACCCAAGACAACCACACAAAUAAUGACGAAGAGUUGGCAAAGGAUUUGGAAAACAGACGUGCAUUGAUCAAAACACUAUUGAGUGAACAAGAUUGGAAAGAAGGUGACACAUGCGUUGUUAUUCCGAAAUUGUUCAUUGAUUCAUUUUUCACCACGCAAGCAAUGUCCAUUGAUGAAUUGAGAAAUAUUCUUGGUCCUAUGGAUUUUCAUACAAUAGUUGACAACUCGGGCCAACUUUUUCCACCAGAGAACGAACCCGCGCCAACAAUAGCCGUAUCCCAAAACGUCUUUCAGCAUCUUUCAUACUGGUUUGGUGUAUUGGGCCAACCCCUUGAAAGAUCGUUCAUCACCAAUCCACAGACAGGCGUUGUGGAGAUUGAGAGGUGGCCAAUUGCGUUUGCGAUACACUGUAUAGGAAAGAAGCCACAUCAACCGGCAUACUUUAGACACGGUUAUUCACGACAUAAUCACCAUCACCAUAAUCAUAAUCAUGAGCCUGAGAAUGAAGGACCUUACUUUGUUUCAGUGUCAAGAACCAAAACCUUUUUGUACUUGCUUGAGCUCAUCAAAGACCAGCUUUUGAAAUUAUCAAAAAGAUCAAUUGAUGAUUUUAGAUUGUGGUUUGUUUCCGAUUCCAAGCAGAACGAAUUGCCAUACUUGAUAACAACAACUAACUUUGUCUACAAAAUUUCCAGAAAGAAUUUGGUUCCUCCAAACGUUCUCAAGAGGACUUUGUUAUCUGAAGGUGUUGAUGAUAUUAUUUUCCACGUGGUGAUUGAAUACAAGGAAAAGAGCAACAUGCAAUUCCCUAUUGACACAUUUGUUCAAUCUCGUAUUAGUGCAGAGGAAAACAACUUGAAAUUAGGUGGUCAUAUGGGGCUAUCCAAUCUCGGAAACACUUGUUACAUGAAUUCGGCAUUGCAGUGUUUACUUCAUGUUCCAGAAAUCAAUCAGUAUUUUUUUAACAAUAUAUACCAAAAAGAGCUAAAUGUUGACAAUCCACUUGGGUAUAAUGGAGACGUCGCAAACGCUUUUGGAUCCUUGUUGAAGCUGGCUUUUGACCCUGCAAAGAGCCUGUCGAGUAUGUCACCUCGUGAUUUCAAGCACACUAUCGGUAGAUAUAGCUCCAUGUUCUCAGGAUACUUGCAACAAGACUCGCAAGAGUUUUUGAGCUGGUUACUCGACGCAUUGCACGAAGAUUUGAAUCGUAUUCAGAAAAAACCAUACUGUGAGAAGCCAGAGUUGAAGGAUGAUGAAGUGGACGAUAAAGAAGCAAUCGCUAGACUCGCAGAAACGUGUUGGAACCAGCACAAGCAAAGAAAUGAUUCUGUGAUAACGGACUUGUUUACAGGGUUAUACGAAUCGAUAUUGGUGUGUCCGGAUUGUGGCAAGACAUCAAUAACAUUUGACCCAUUCAGCGAUUUAACCUUGCCGUUACCCAUCAACAAGAAAUGGUAUCACACAUUUACGGUUGUUGAUUAUUCCAAAACACUAGUGAAUGGGAUCCUGAAAGUUGAAGUUGAAUUGAAGACCACCUCAAAUUAUGAUGAUUUGAUCAAUUAUUUGUCCAAUUUUCUCAACGUUGGAAAUGAGAGUUUAUUUUUGUACGAAGUGUUUCAGCACGGAAUAUAUGCCGAUUUCCAAAAGAAUCGAAUCAAGAAUAAGUUUUUACCGAUUAGUGAUCUUAUCAAAGAUGGCGAUGAUGUUGUUGUCUACAUUAUUCCUCAUAAUACCGAGACUGAUGUGAUUAUUCCCGUGUUCAAUGUGGUGGAAGAUAGCGACACACUGUACCGAAUGGAAAACUAUUUUGGCAUCCCAUUGUUUAUCACUCUUUCGAAGGAUCAGUUGAACAGUUUUGGCACUAUUAGACAGAAAUUGUUGGAAACCGUCUCCUUUUUGACAACUGUUGACCUUGUUGGUGAAUAUGAAUUGGUUAAGCAAGAGAAUGAGAAUUACACAGGUAAAAAAUACUAUAGCAAGCGGGAUUUUCCAACUUUGGCCACCGAGGAAAAUGGCAAGGCAGAAGAUGAAUACGACAGUGAUGUAUCAUUGGCCAAUCCCUACGUUGAUGCCGAUUUCGGGUUCAAGAUCAAGUACAUUUAUGAUUGCGAGAUUCCAAGUAGCCAAAAGUCUCGCUUCAGUUUCAAUUCCGAUAGCCAUGCAUCAACAACAACUAUUCAUGUUCCUUUACACAAGCCUGCGAUCAGCACCUACAAGCUAUUGUCCGAGAAAUUACCACCUUCAAAGAGGAUGUACUAUCAUUCUCAAAGGGCCGGUGGUACACUAGCAGAAGAAAAACCAGCAGAGGAGGACAAGUCACUCUCAGGUCCUGAAGAGAAGCUCGACGGCUACUUGGUGCUGCGUACAAACACGCCACAAAUUAUGCCAUUGGGAAGAGACGAGUGGAAUGACUCUAAUGAAGCUGUGGCUUCAAUUGAUGAGCGUAUACAAGUUGAAGGUAAGCUGGAACUGGAAGCCAGUAACACCCUUGAGCAAAGUUUGCGACCCGCUUUACCACCACGCCACCAACCAAACUCGAACCUCAACUUGUCAGAUACCGAGAGUGAGGGAAUGUUUGGCUCGAGCUCAUUUAUGCCGCCACAAACCGUUUGUCCAGAUCUGACAAAGCCCUCAAAUAUCAACUCACCAUUGGAGUCCAACUUUGACGAGGAGGCCAAUACCACUACGACAUUGGUGAAUCGAAGUUCAGUUUUGUUGUGUGAUUGGGAUAAGGAUAUUUAUAUGAAGUUGUUUGGUAACACUUCACUCACUACGUGGGUCACACCCCCAGAGCUUGUGAACCAAGAGUUAGUUGAAAGCAAGGCGAGGUUUGAGCGCCAACGGAAAAGCAAAAUAACUUUGGCCGAGUGUUUGAGAAGCUUUAGCACUCCUGAGGUACUUGGUGAACAUGAUUUAUGGUACUGUCCUAAUUGCAAAGACCAUAAGCGAGCUACAAAAUCAAUUCAGAUUUGGUCAACUGGGGAUAUUUUAACAAUUCAUUUGAAGAGAUUUCAUAGUGCUCGUGCAUUUAGUGACAAGAUUGAUGUUGUGGUUGAUUUCCCCAUUGAAGGUUUGGACAUGAAGCCGUACUUGGCUAAUCCAAGCGUACAAGAAAAAGAUUGCAUUUAUGAUUUAAUUGCAGUUGACAAUCAUUAUGGAGGAUUGGGCGGAGGUCAUUAUACUGCGUCAGUGAAGAAUUUCAAGGAUGAUAAAUGGUACUACUUCAAUGAUAGCAGAGUUACAGAGAUCAACAAUCCAGAAGAGCUUGUAUCUAGUGCUGCUUAUUUACUAUUCUAUCGCAAAAGAAGACCUGAUAAUGAGCUGCUAGGAGGUGACAAUUUACGCGAGAUCCUCAAACGUGGCGAAGAGGAGUACAAAGCUAAGGCUAUCGAAAAAGAAGAAUUGUUGACCGAUUUGCAAAAACUGAUUGACAAGUACCACUCAGCAUUACGAUUCGAUCAAAGUCAAGACGGGGAGAUUGACUAUGAGAGUGAAUUGUCAACUGGCGAGGUUGCUGAUGAAAAAAGUAGCGGAGAGGAGCAUGAAGUUCCAAAGCCAGCCAGAAGACAAAGAGUAUUACUGAAGGACGGAGAAGAUGGCCACUGCUCGUUGCAUCACAGUAACAGCAAACGACAGAAAAUGAACUCGAGCCCUCCUGAGGAUGCUGAUGUGCUGCUGUCUGAAAACUCCGAUUUGAAUGGGGAUGUGACAGGUAGAGAGACAUCAACAACCGAAGUGAAGAUAGAUUAG
This is a messenger RNA of Lodderomyces theae, 3897 nucleotides long. RefSeq names its product putative ubiquitin-specific protease. Gene Ontology annotation, biological process: protein deubiquitination. Gene Ontology annotation, molecular function: cysteine-type deubiquitinase activity. NCBI's taxonomy places the organism in Eukaryota, Fungi, Ascomycota, Pichiomycetes, Serinales, Debaryomycetaceae. The record is from RefSeq and is a predicted model, not a curated record. Bases 1 to 3897 code for a protein of 1298 amino acids. The transcript has a single exon.